CGGAAGCGGGGGUUUCCACAGCGGAGAAGGGAAGGGCGACCUCCGCGUUUGGACUUUCUCGGAGCUCAGGGGCCGUAGGAGCUGAGAGGCCGCCGCUCCUACCCUCUUCACGUUCGACCGACGCUGCCGACAGACACUGACUUGUUGGAUGAGCAGGCACCUCUGGAAGAAUCAGUUGUGUGAGAUGGUGCAACCUAGUGGUGGUCCUGUAGGGGACCAGGACAUGCUAGGUGAAGAGUCUUCUCUGGGGAAGCCAGCCAUGCUACAUCUGCCUUCAGAGCAGGGCACCCCUGAAAGCCUCCAACGCUGUCUGGAGGAGAAUCAAGAUCUCCGAGAUGCCAUCCGUCAGAGCAACCAGAUGCUGCGGGAGCGCUGUGAUCAGCUGCUCCAUUUCCAGGUCAGCCAGAGGGAGGAGAAGGAGUUCCUCAUGUGCAAAUUUCAGGAAGCCAGGAAGCUGGUGGAGAAACUGAGCCUGGAGAAGCUUAACCUAAGGAGACAGAGGGAGCAGGCCAUGCAGGAAGUUGAGCAGCUGAAGAGAUGCCAACAGCAGAUGGCUGACGACAAGGCUUCUGUGAAAGCCCAGGUGACAUCAUUACUGGGGGAGCUCCAGGAGAGCCAGAGUCGCCUGGAGGCUGCUACCAAAGAACUCCAGGCUUUGGAGGGCAGGGCGCGGGCAGCCAGCGAGCAGGCCAGGCAGCUGGAGAGCGAGCGGGAGGCUCUGCAGCAGCAGCACAGCGUACAGGUGGACCAGCUGCGGAUGCAGAGCCAGAGCAUGGAGGCUGCCCUGCGCAUGGAGCGCCAGGCUGCCUCAGAGGAGAAGCGGAAGCUGGCCCAGUUGCAGAUGGCUUAUCACCAGCUCUUCCAAGACUACGACAACCACAUCAAGAGUAGCAUGGUGAGCAGUGAACGUAAGCGAGGAAUGCAACUGGAAGACCUCAGGCAGCAGCUCCAGCAGGCUGAGGAGGCCCUGGUGGCUAAGCAGGAAGUGAUUGACAAGCUGAAGGAGGAGGCUGAGCAGCACAAGACUGUGAUGGAGACGGUGCCAGUUCUCAAGGCCCAGGCGGAUAUUUACAAGGCAGACUUCCAGGCUGAGAGGCAGGCCCGUGAGAAGCUGGCUGAGAAGAAGGAGCUUCUGCAGGAGCAGCUGGAGCAGCUACAGCGGGAGUACAGCAAGCUGAAGGCCAGUUGCCAGGAGUCAGCCAGGAUUGAGGAUAUGAGGAAGCGGCAUGUAGAGACCUCCCAGCCCCCUUUGCCCCCUGCCCCAGUUCAUCACUCCUUUCACCCGCCCAACCAGAGGAGAAGCCCCCCUGAGGAGCCACCCGACUUCUGUUGUCCCAAGUGCCAGUAUCAGGCUCCUGAUAUGGACACUCUACAAAUCCAUGUGAUGGAGUGCAUUGAGUAGGGCUGGCUGCUCCAACGACACCAGCAUAUGCUAUGCUCAGGACAAAGCAAUCUAUGCUUGCCUCUCCUGCCUGCUUAGACCAGAACUAAGGACUUAGUGCCAAAAAGCCGACCCCAGGAAGUAACUGCAGGGCCCUUCCUUCAGUGUUUUUGUCUGCUAGUCCACUUCUUUUGGGGUAAUUGGAGCUCCAGUCAGGUCUCAUGUUUUUCUCUUUUCCUUCUGUUCUGUCUGCCUUAACUAUACACUUCUGGUGGCAAAUCUUGUCUCUGCCCCUCUAGAAUGGAGGCCAGGGGCACUCAAGGAAAACCACUUCCCUAAUCACACCUGGGUGUAGCUUGACUUCUCUCUGGCUGUUGAUUUGCCUACCCUGAGCCCUUGAGCUGCAGUCUUUCCACCUGGGCCACAUGACACGCUACUUUGUUGCCAUACCAUGGUAUGUUUAACCAGUGCCAUUAAUGGCCGUUUGCCUUUUCUCCCCUAGUAUUUUUGCUACCAUUAAUGAUUUGGUGAAGAUGCUUUCACACCAAUCAUGUGUGUCUUUGGAAUGCUUAGAAGUGGUACUGCAGUCUUUCCAGGAGGAGGUGGGCAGAUAGAUUUCUGGGUUUUGCCGUCCACUAGGUAUGAAGUGACCUUGAGCAUCAUUCUGCGGGAACUGGGCUACUCAGUUCCCUGCCAUGUGAAGGCUGUUCAUAUUUCUUACCAAUUUCUCUCUCUAGCCAUUAUCUUUUGUUUCUGGGCUUUUAGGAGCUCUUUAGUCAUUAUUAUGAUUAGCACAUAUGGUGUCCCAUUUUGGUUUUAUUAUCUUUUUCUCUUUAGGUAGUCACAUUUAUCCAUUUUUUUCUUUUCACUGCUUUGGGUUACAAACAAACGUUUGUGUUACAAACACUUUGUGCUCUGACAGGAUGCUUCAUACAUGUAUACUCUUUUAUUUUUCCCCUAACACUGAAGUGGUCUCUUAGCUAAGUGUGUUACUCUCCAGGGUGAAUGGUGAUGGCCAUGGUUUCUCGCAUUUCACAGGUGUGCAAUGCCAUAUCCUACCCAGUCCCAAAUGCUCUGGCCUUGUAAACGAAAGCCAGUUGACAAUGACCGGCACAUUAGGAACAAGGAGAGUUUUCACUAGUUUUGCAAGGUUCUGGAUAUUUUCUUGUAUAUCACGGCCGUGGGUUUCAACCCUGCAAUUGUAGUAACAGAAAGAAAGCUGAAGUUGAGAAACUACAACACACAUAGACAACU
Dipodomys spectabilis (banner-tailed kangaroo rat) is the source of this 2635-nucleotide messenger RNA. RefSeq names its product inhibitor of nuclear factor kappa B kinase regulatory subunit gamma (gene Ikbkg). The coding region runs from base 149 to 1402 and encodes 417 amino acids. The record is from RefSeq and is a predicted model, not a curated record. Gene Ontology annotation, molecular function: K63-linked polyubiquitin modification-dependent protein binding. The transcript has 10 exons. Gene Ontology annotation, cellular component: IkappaB kinase complex; nucleus; cytoplasm. Gene Ontology annotation, biological process: positive regulation of canonical NF-kappaB signal transduction. NCBI's taxonomy places the organism in Eukaryota, Metazoa, Chordata, Mammalia, Rodentia, Heteromyidae.